AUGUGCCGUGUUCUGAACAUCCUGUUGGCUCUGCUGAGCCGCUUCCUGUUUGCCGUGCACGGUGUUCUAACCGUGUGGCGUGUGGUAACUGUUAAGGAUGAGCCCACUUAUUGGCUACUGCUGAUGGGUGUGGCCCUGCUGGGAGUUGAGAUGGCUGUCACAGUGAAGUGCACUCGCAAUGUGGAAUGGAGAUGGUUCUCACCAAUGAUCUUCCUCUACCUCAGCACCGUCAUCCCUUCCAUCUGGUUCCUGGAGCUCAGCCUUCUCCAGUCUAAGCUGCCAGUCAACUCUUCCUUAGGCACUGAUCUCCAUCUCCUCUCCCAGAUCCCCAUAGCAGCGGGCCUGGUGGAGCUGGAGCCAGAGAACUGGGUAGCUGGCCUAGAGCAGACCAUGCUAAUUGUGUUGGUCUUGGGGCGUUGGCUCAUGCCCAAAGGGGACAUGUCUCGUGACCAGCUCUCCCAGCUUCUCAUGGUUUACGUGGGCCUCGGUGCCGACAUCCUCGAUAUUUUCGAUACCUUCAAAGAACCCGAGGUCAAAACCAACCAGGCAGUGAUCAUCGUUGGCUUGAGCCUCUUCACCUGGGCUCUUAUGCAGUUCCCCUUAGUUCUUACCCAAACCAGCCGCGCAAAGACCCAGCCUAGGCUCCAGGAGGACCAACAGGAGAGUGUGGCAAUCUCCAAAAGUCUGUGCAGCUCCUGCAGCUCCUGUUGCUCCAGUGAGGUUUGGAGCCUACUCCUGACAGUGGGUCUCCAGGAUGGGCCUUUCCUGGUGUACAGGCUCUACCUGAUGAUCCGUGAGAAGGUCUUGAACCAACUCAUGAUAUUCUUCACCUGCAAGAACAUCCUGGUUGUUCUGCUUGAAAUCUAUCGAAUCUGUGUGGUGCACUUUGAGCCUGGACAGCAUGGUGAGCCUGAAUCAUGUGAUAUGCUUCAUAGCCAAUCAGAGAAGCAGGAUGGAGAGGCUCCAAAUCAAAGUUGUGAGAUUUAG
Messenger RNA from Chanos chanos (milkfish), 987 nucleotides. RefSeq names its product transmembrane protein 26. Lineage: Eukaryota; Metazoa; Chordata; Actinopteri; Gonorynchiformes; Chanidae. The transcript has 3 exons. The record is from RefSeq and is a predicted model, not a curated record. Bases 1 to 987 code for a protein of 328 amino acids.